AUGGCCGCCUACGAUCUUGUCGAGCUCGUGCAGCGGCCGGCGGUGCUCACGCCGGCCCUCGUCGCCGUCGCCUACAUCAUCUACCGGCUCUUCCUGCAGCCGUCCAGGCUGCCCGACCUCCCCGUGCUCAAUGCCAGGAAGGGCGAGUGGUUCUCCCACUACAGGGCGAUGUGGCGGAACACCAAGGACUUCAAGGCGGCGUGUGUGCUGGCCCGCACCCAGUACCGCGACCAGCCGUGCAUCGUGCCCCUCCUGGGCAGCCGCCCCAUGGUCCUGCUCCCGGCCAAGAACACCAAGUUCAUCGUCGACAACCCCGAGAACGUCCUGAGCCUGCACGAGUCGGCCAUGGACAGCCUGCAGUCCGACUAUACCAUGGGGGAGCGGCUGAUCCGCGAGCCCGUCCACCACCCGCUCAUCGUCACGACCCUCACGAACCAGACCGGCAACCUGAUCCCCGACCUGGCCGAGGAGACGGAGAACAGCCUCGACGAGCUCUGGGGCACCGGCGCGGGCGAGUGGCGCGAGGUGUGCGUCUACACCUCGCUGCAGAAGUCCAUCGGCCGCGUGACGAACCGCAUCUUCGUCGGCAAGCCCGUGUGCCGCGACCCGGAGCUGCUGAAGCAGGGCAUCGCGCUCGCCAUGGACAUCCCGCUGGGCUCGCAGCUGCUGCGCCUCUUCCCGGAGUUCGUCAGGCCGCUGGCGGCCGCCGUGAUCAUGAUCCCCAACAGGCUGCACCAGCGGGCCUUUUUCAAGGUCCUCAGGCCGACCAUCGAGCAGCGCCUGCGCGAGUACGACGAGCGCCACCGGGACCCGGAGAAGAACAAGGCGCUCGGGCCGGAGCCCAACGACUUCCUGCAGUGGCUGAUCAACCAGGCCAAGGAGAUGGGGGACCCGUACCACAUGAAGCCGUCGACGCUGGCGCUGCGCGUGCAGGUUCUCAACUUCGCCUCGAUCCACACCUCGUCCUUCGCCAUCACCGGAGCAAUCCUGGACCUGGUCGCAUCCAGCAAGGAGGUCAUCGACGAGCUGCGCGACGAGAUCCGCACCGUGCUGGCCGCCCACGGCGGCAAGUGGAACAAGCGCGCCCUCGCGCAGAUGGAGAAGCUCGACUCGUGCUUCCGCGAGUCCCAGCGCGUCAACUCGUUCGUCACCGUGGGCCUCGGCCGCCGCGUCGUCGCAAAGGGCGGCAUCACCACCCCUGAAGGGCUACACAUCCCCCGCGGCAACCAGGUCUGCGUCCCCGGGUAUGCGAUGCACCACGAUCCGGAAGUUUAUGAGGCUCCGGACGAGUUCCGGCCCUUCCGGUUCUCCGACAUGCGCAGGGCCGCCGAGGGCAAUGGUGCUACUGCCGCCACCGCCGAGGAUAAGGAGGCCGCCCAGGCGUCGUACCUGUCGCGCGCACGCAAGCAGUGGGCCACCACCACGACCGACUUCCUCGGCUUCGGCCACGGGAGGGGCGCCUGCCCGGGCAGGUUCUUCGCGGCGGCCGAGCUGAAGCUCAUGCUGGCGCACCUCAUCCUCAACUAUGACUUUGAGGUCAUGGAGAAGCGGCCGCGGAACAUGUGGUUCGCGCUCAACCGUGUCCCGCCGAUGGAGCAAACGAUCCGCGUCAAGAGGCGGGCGGCGUAG
Messenger RNA from Diaporthe citri, 1629 nucleotides. RefSeq lists its product as uncharacterized. Lineage: Eukaryota; Fungi; Ascomycota; Sordariomycetes; Diaporthales; Diaporthaceae. Bases 1 to 1629 code for a protein of 542 amino acids. Gene Ontology annotation, molecular function: oxidoreductase activity, acting on paired donors, with incorporation or reduction of molecular oxygen; monooxygenase activity; iron ion binding. The transcript has a single exon. The record is from RefSeq and is a predicted model, not a curated record.